This is a messenger RNA of Neltuma alba, 624 nucleotides long. Its product is annotated as replication protein A 14 kDa subunit B-like. NCBI's taxonomy places the organism in Eukaryota, Viridiplantae, Streptophyta, Magnoliopsida, Fabales, Fabaceae. Gene Ontology annotation, molecular function: DNA binding. The transcript is spliced from 3 exons. The record is from RefSeq and is a predicted model, not a curated record. Gene Ontology annotation, cellular component: nucleus. Gene Ontology annotation, biological process: DNA repair; DNA replication; DNA recombination. Bases 74 to 394 code for a protein of 106 amino acids.
UCACUGAACACCGUCGAGGCGGCCACGGGAAAGAACGCGAUCGAGUUCCCGGUUUUUGCAUCGGUCACAGGCCAUGGACACGUCAAAUCCUGCAGCAUUUGUAAAUGCGGAGUUGCUUCCCAAUUUCAUAGGGAAGAAAGUUCGGACCGUGGUUCAAGUUCAUCAAUCUGAUGGUGGUGUUGCCGUUGGAAAAUCCACAGAUGACCGUCAGCUAACUGUGAAAGGAUUGCCACAGGUUCCUGCUAUGAAUUAUGUUGAGGUGAUUGGUAUUGCAGAGAGCGGCCAAUUGAUUAAUGCUGAGAUAUGGACUGACUUUGGCAACACAUUCGACACUGGCUCGUAUAAUAAAUUAUGCCAACUCGCAAAUGGGGAAUUCAGAAGUCUGUUUCUGUAGAGACAUUGACAGAUGCUGAAGAGCCUAUGAUGGUAAGGAGUUGCAGCUUUCAAGCUAAAGCGCACCUUCUAUCAUCUAAGUGGCAUAUGUUUGAAGUAUUUAUGAGGACUGAGGAAUGUUUUUGUUCCCAGAAAAGUAAUAGAUCAAUGCAUAGUAGGAAGUCUGUCCCAUAUUUGGAGUUCUAUUAACUUAUCACUUUGCUAUAUAUAACGUUUAGUUUUUAUUUGAUU